This is a messenger RNA of Cooperia oncophora, 222 nucleotides long. The record is from the annotation of a GenBank genome assembly. Lineage: Eukaryota; Metazoa; Nematoda; Chromadorea; Rhabditida; Trichostrongylidae.
AUGGAUCAAGUCUACCGAUACGAACUCACCAAAGCCGUCAAGCGCCUUCAGCAGUUAUGGACAGCAUCGACAAGUCUCUCCUCGAGGAUGCGCAAUUCGACGGCGAUCAAGAAUCGAAGUGCACUCAGGGAUGAUGCACUGUCAAUGGUAUCAGGAUACGAGAUCACGGAAGCCAACUAUGAAAUGGCAAUUAAUACGUUGCGUGAAGCCUACUUUCCGUGA